AUGGCGCGGCGCAGGAGCCCCGGCCGCUUCUCCUUCUCGCCGCCGCGCGGCUUCCCCGACGCCUACAGCUCGGAGCCCGAGGCGGCGGGGGGCGAGGGCGGCCCCCGCGAGCCGCGCAAGCCGCCGCGCGCCGCCUCGGCCCGCCCGCGCCGCCCGGCCCCGGCCGGCGAGGGCGGCGCCACCCCCUCGUGCACCACCCUCGACGGCGGCGAGGCCCCCGGGAAGCUGCUGCGGCUGCUGCGCGACGAGCCCUGGGCCAGCCCCGUGGGCUACGGCGCCGACGGCCCCAGCGACGCCAGCCGGCCGCCCUCCCUGUGCCCCUCCGCCUUCUCCUUCUCCCAGCCCGACGGGCCUCCCCCCAAGGGCCGCCAGAGGGAGCCCCCGCGGCCCACGUGGCCCGAGCCCCGCGACAGCUGCCCCAGCCUCGCCGACCUCGUGCCCCUCCAGGCCAGGCCCUGCGAGGACAGCGACGCCCCGACGGCCUACCUGGCCCUGGACCCACGCGGCCAGCCCCGCCGCCAGGCCUACCGCCAGCACCAGCAGGCCCACCGAGGAGACGCCCACCUCGGCCUGAGGGACCUCGACGAGGACUUCCUCCCGGAGCGGGACCAGAAGAUCGCCGCGCUGAUGCUGGCCCGGCACCGGGAGGAGGAAGCGCGCCGGGACCGGCAGCGCCAGGCCGCCGAGGCCUGGGAGAAGAUGCGGCGCAAGGAGAGGAAGCACAAGGCCCGCCUGGAGAAGGAGAAGCAGUGCCAGCUGGCCGAGAGCCUGGACCAGUGGCACAGGCACCGGGACCAGAGGAAAAGCAAGCUCCGGCUGGAAGAGCAGCAGCUGCUGGUGGCCCGAGAGAAGGAACUGAUGCUGCGGGACAAAAGGUGGAAGAAGAUGGCCAAGGAGCAGGAGAGCCGGCGGAGGACGAGGCUCGACGGCAAUAAACUCCAGGCCGACUAUAAGAAACACUGCCAGGAGAGGCAGCUCUGGGACAGGAGGCUGAGCGAGAGGAAUGUGAAGGAGCAUGCCUCGAAUUCGUAUAAGGAUCAGAUGCUGCAGGCCCUGGAGAGGAGGCUGAUGAAAGAAAUGGAAAGGAAAAGGAAGAGGGCCGACGUGAACCAGUACAAGAAAGCCCGGCACGUGCGCGCGAAGGAACAGGCGGACGACAGAGGCAAAGCGGAGGAGCUCUACAAAAGGCUCUGCAUCGAGCAGAAGCUCCAGCGGUCGCAGGAAAUCCUGGAGCAGCUGAUUGAAGAAAGGAACCGAGAGUUAAAGGAAAAGUCCCUCAAGGAAGAGGAACAAGGCUUGAUCGCCAAGGUUCGAACUAAAGAGACGGAGGAAGAAAAGAGACGGCGCAAGGAGAUGUUGCUGCAGAUAGCCGAGAUGAAGAUCCAGCAAGCCAAAGAAAUCAUGACCAAAAAUAUCCAAGACCGAGCGCAACGAGCAAGAGAAAUUAACUGCAUGAAAGAAAGAAACCACCACUGCCGCAAACAGAAGCUUGAUGAUGAUGAGAAAUGUCACCUGCGGGAAAUUCAAGAAGCCAUAAGAAGGAAAGAUCAGAAAAGCAAUCAGAUUCUAAGGGACAAGGAGGCAGCUAUUGAGGAGUCUCGGAGAAUAGCCAAAGCAUCUUAUGACCUGAGAGAAAAAGUGAGAGAUCUGAUAAAGCACGGUUCGUUUGAUCAGAUAGCUUUUGAUGCCCAUCGCAAUGUGAGCCUCCUUAGGGGUCUCUAG
Molecule: messenger RNA, 1722 nt
Organism: Euleptes europaea (tarantolino)
Lineage: Eukaryota; Metazoa; Chordata; Lepidosauria; Squamata; Sphaerodactylidae
Product: coiled-coil domain-containing protein 185-like
Exons: 1
Coding region: 1-1722 (573 amino acids)
Source: RefSeq, a predicted model, not a curated record